Cooperia oncophora is the source of this 429-nucleotide messenger RNA. NCBI's taxonomy places the organism in Eukaryota, Metazoa, Nematoda, Chromadorea, Rhabditida, Trichostrongylidae. The record is from the annotation of a GenBank genome assembly.
AUGCGAGCUGUAGAGUGUAUGUUUGCGACGAAACUCCGAAGUAAUGCUGCUCGACUUCAGCAGAUUUGUGACAGCCAGUUAAAAGCCGAGUGGAUUGUUUGGCAGACUGGAAUCGAGCUCUUGAUCAAAGGCCAUUCGGUUUUCGUUCUCAAGCAGUUCUAUGCUCAGGCAGAAGUUCGUGAUUUGGACUAUACACUUUUGAACUUUCGAACGCGUGAUGAGCAGAAAAGAUGGCGCACAUUUCCGCUUGAGCAGUAUCCAGCUAUUGGCACUCGAUUCGCGCACUCUUCGGAAGGUGACUUGCUAGUGAAUCGUUUCGUGCCAUGCUCCAAAUGUGCUGCUGAAAUAACCACGGAAGUUCAACGCGCCCGUGAUGAUGCCGAUCUCGUUGCACGAAAAAGCUUUUCGGGGUUGGUUCUCCUACCGUGA